ACCCGGAAGUAGUUCCAGCAUGGCGGCUCCCAGUGUGUUCUGCCCGGGGCUCUUCAGGCACAAAGUGGCGAUUGUCACCGGGGGAGGAACCGGCAUCGGCAAAUCUAUAGCGGCCGAGCUGCUGGAACUAGGUUGCAGUGUGAUCAUCGCCUCCCGCAAUGGGGACCGUUUAAAAGAAGCUGCCAAAGAGCUUACAAUUAAAAUGUCCCCAUCAAAUCCCUCCGUACUGACACCACUUCAAUGUAAUGUCCGCAGAGAGGAAGAGGUGGAAUCCCUUGUAAAAUCUACGUUGGAUCUCUACGGGAGGAUUGAUUUCCUGGUAAACAAUGGCGGAGGUCAGUUCAGAAGUCCCAGCGAAGCAAUCAGUUCCAAAGGGUGGAAUGCGGUGAUAGAAACUAACCUCACAGGAACAUUUUAUUGCUGUAAAGCAGUGUAUAAUGCCUGGAUGAAGGAACAUGGAGGAUCCAUUGUAAAUAUCGUAAUGAACAUGUGGAAAGGGUUUCCUGACAUGGCGCAUUCAGGAGCAGCACGAGCGGCUGUGGAUAAUCUGACCAAAAGCUUAGCUAUUGAAUGGGCGCACAAUGGUGUUCGGAUCAACUCCAUCGCUCCUGGAACAAUCUUCUCGCAAACUGCUGUUGAAAAUUACAAAGACUACCGUCCUCACCUGUUUCAAAACUAUAUCUCAAAUAUUCCUGCUAAGAGGCUGGGGCUUCCCGAAGAGAUCUCACCCAUGGUAUGUUUUCUGCUCUCAUCCGCUGCCUCCUACAUCACUGGAGAGACGGUAAAAGUUGACGCUGGACAGAGCUUGUAUAAGGCACCUUGGGAAGUUCCAGAUCACACCAGAUGGCCUGAUCCACCCGAUGGGGAGAACGCUAAAGCUUUGCAAAACAUGUUGUCAGAUGUACCGCUGUCAAAACGGUAACAAGGAUUUUACGGAAUCGGAAAGUCACAGCACCACUUGGACUAACAUGAAUGCAUACAAAUUCUGGCCUUAUUGAAAUGAUAUAUUAUUAUUAUUGGCAUUUAUG
Messenger RNA from Pelobates fuscus (common spadefoot toad), 1028 nucleotides. RefSeq names its product peroxisomal trans-2-enoyl-CoA reductase-like. Gene Ontology annotation, biological process: phytol metabolic process. Gene Ontology annotation, cellular component: peroxisome. The record is from RefSeq and is a predicted model, not a curated record. Gene Ontology annotation, molecular function: trans-2-enoyl-CoA reductase (NADPH) activity. Lineage: Eukaryota; Metazoa; Chordata; Amphibia; Anura; Pelobatidae. The transcript is spliced from 8 exons. Bases 20 to 922 code for a protein of 300 amino acids.